Messenger RNA from Austrofundulus limnaeus, 812 nucleotides. RefSeq names its product ankyrin repeat, family A (RFXANK-like), 2 (gene ankra2). Gene Ontology annotation, molecular function: aspartic-type endopeptidase activity; protein binding. The record is from RefSeq and is a predicted model, not a curated record. Gene Ontology annotation, biological process: regulation of gene expression; proteolysis. Gene Ontology annotation, cellular component: nucleus. NCBI's taxonomy places the organism in Eukaryota, Metazoa, Chordata, Actinopteri, Cyprinodontiformes, Rivulidae.
CCGAUAAUCCAUCCCUAAUAAAAACCAGCGAAGAAGAAAAGCGCCUGCUCUGUAAUCUGCGCAUGUGCAAGUCAAUCAAAACACAACCAGAGAUGCAUCUUAUCAGAUUUUGAUUGCUCGUGAAAGAAAAUACUUAUUUUUAUUAUACUUAAACAUCCAUUGUUAACGUUGACACAGAAAACGAUUAUGUUUAUUUGUUUUCCUUCAUAAUCGAACCAAGAAAAUGUUACGAUAACAAUGUAGCUGCCAUGCUAACAGGUGAAGUGGCUAACGCUCAGUGAACGGUAACAAAAUGGAGAGUGUUGCCGUCAAAGAUGAGGUGUCCACGGAGUGUCCUCAGGUGUCAGAGGACGUGGAGAGGAUCUUGGUGCCUGACCUGACUACCAUAAAGACUGAGCAGGCGGUGCGUGGAGCCCCCGAUGACACAAGCCCCCAAAAUGUGGCCAUGGGCAUCAAGUUCAUUCUGCCCAACCGCUUUGACAUGAACGUGUGCUCCAGAUUUGUGAAGUCACUCAACGAGGAGGACAGCAAAAACAUCCAGGACCAGGUGAACUCGGACCUGGAGGUGGCUUCGGUUUUAUUUAAAGCUGAGUGUAACAUCCAGACUUCACCAUCACCGGGUAUCCAAGUGCGCCACGUCUACACCCCCUCCACCACAAAACAUUUCUCCCCCAUCAAGCAGUCCACCACCCUGACCAACAAGCAUCGUGGAAACGAGGUUUCCUCCACACCUCUGUUGGUUCACUCUUUGUCCAUUCAUCAGCUGGCAGCUCAGGGAGAAAUGGUGUUUUUGGCCAGCAGGAUAGAACAAG